UGACGGGAGGGGGGCGUGGGGAAAUGUGCCGAGGGGCCCGGGCUGGCUGGGCCAGUCCAAGCGACGCAGCCACCCAUGCGCUCGUGCUCGCAAGGCCACCCGCGCCCAGAACCCUAGUCCGCGGUUUGGAGCCGGGUGUCUGCGGAUAAGGAGAGCUCUCUCCCGGCUAGGGGCUAGCGGGAGCCGGCUCAAGAGGAUCGAGGAGCCGGGAACCCCAAACGUCGGGCGCCAGGCGCCAGGCGCUAGCCAAGCUGCUGCGCGCCCGGGCGCCCAGCUGGCUGGGGACAGUCGCUGGGUGCCGGAGACCGGAGCUAGCGGAUUGCAGCGGAAAAGCCAAGGCGAGAUGUCACACUGGAUCCUUGGCCUCCAGGGUCCAUUAAGGUGAGAACAAGAUCUCCGGGCUGGCUGGAACUAGCAUAACACUGAAAAAGCAGCCACAGACAUGGCAGAUGAGCCGCUCAAUGGAAGCCACACAUGGCUAUCCAUUCCAUUUGACCUCAAUGGCUCUGUGGGGUCAGCCAACACCUCAAACCAGACAGAGCCAUACUAUGACCUGACAAGCAAUGCAGUCCUCACAUUCAUCUAUUUUGUGGUCUGUAUCAUCGGGUUGUGUGGUAACACACUUGUCAUUUACGUCAUCCUCCGCUAUGCCAAGAUGAAGACCAUCACCAACAUUUACAUCCUCAACCUGGCCAUUGCAGAUGAGCUCUUCAUGUUGGGUCUGCCUUUCUUGGCUAUGCAGGUGGCUCUGGUCCACUGGCCCUUUGGCAAGGCCAUCUGCCGGGUGGUCAUGACUGUGGAUGGCAUCAAUCAGUUCACCAGCAUCUUCUGCUUGACAGUCAUGAGCAUUGACCGAUACCUGGCUGUGGUCCACCCCAUCAAGUCGGCCAAGUGGAGGAGACCCCGGACGGCCAAGAUGAUCACCAUGGCUGUGUGGGGAGUCUCUCUGCUGGUCAUCUUGCCCAUCAUGAUAUAUGCUGGGCUCCGGAGCAACCAGUGGGGGAGAAGCAGCUGCACCAUCAACUGGCCAGGUGAAUCUGGGGCUUGGUACACAGGGUUCAUCAUCUACACGUUCAUCCUGGGGUUCCUGGUACCCCUCACCAUCAUUUGUCUUUGCUAUCUGUUCAUUAUCAUCAAGGUGAAGUCCUCUGGUAUCCGAGUGGGCUCUUCCAAGAGAAAGAAGUCUGAGAAGAAGGUCACCCGAAUGGUGUCCAUCGUGGUGGCUGUCUUCAUCUUCUGCUGGCUUCCCUUCUACAUAUUCAAUGUUUCUUCUGUCUCCAUGGCCAUCAGUCCCACCCCAGCUCUUAAAGGCAUGUUUGACUUUGUGGUGGUCCUCACCUACGCUAACAGCUGUGCCAACCCUAUCCUAUAUGCCUUCUUGUCUGACAACUUCAAGAAGAGCUUCCAGAAUGUCCUCUGCUUGGUCAAGGUGAGCGGCACAGAUGACGGGGAGCGGAGUGACAGUAAGCAGGACAAAUCCCGGCUGAAUGAGACCACGGAGACCCAGAGGACCCUCCUUAAUGGAGACCUCCAAACCAGUAUCUGAACUGCUUGGGGGGUGGGAAAAACCCAGCUGCGCUCUGUCUGCUGGCAAUGGUCUCCCUACCCGCACCCACUUACUUCCUCCCACCCCUCACACCUGGCUUUUAGAAUAGAGGAUUGCUCAGCACGAGUCCAAUUCAGAGAACAGUGUUUGAGUCGGCUUGUCUGAUUGAAUGAUAAUGUGCUAAAUUGAUUACCUCCCCCUUAAAGCAAACACUGAAAUACAGGUAGACAAUUCAAAGUCUGGAGAAAAGGGAUCGUGCCUGAGUAUGAUCUUUAGAAACGAAAAUAGGCCGGGUGCGGUGGCUCACACCUGUAGUCCCAACGCUUUGGGAGGCCGAGGCUGGUGGAUCACAAGGUCGAGAUCCAGACCAUCCUGGCCGACAUGAUAAAACCCUGUCUCUACUAAAAAUAUAAAAAAAUUAGCUGGGCAUGGUGGCGUGCGCCUGUAGUCCCAGCUACUCGGGAGGCUGAGGCAGGAGAGUCACUUGAACUCGGGAAGCAGAAGUUGCAGUGAGAUGAGAUCGAACCAAUGCACUCCAGUCUGGUGACAAAGCGAGACUCCAUCUCAAAAAACAAAACAAAAAUGAAACAAAAAAAAAAAAAAAGGAAAAAAAAAGCAUCUGUGUGUUUGUGCAUUUAAAACUCAAUAUGUAAUCUUGUGUUCUUAUAUUUAUACUUGCAUAUUCCUAUUUAUUCUCUGUAUAGGCGUUAUCUACGUUCUUGUGUUCACAUAUACAAGUAGUAAAUUCAAAUGUGCAUAGUGUACAUGGACUUUUGGCACAAUACAGAGCCCGCAGAAAUGGACUUACCAUGAAGCCAAUAAAGUUUCAACUUCAGGGAGCUCUCUUGCACGGGCCUUUCCAAGGCCCAGGAGGGACCUGGGCAGUAUGUUCACCUGGUCAUCUGUUUUUGUAAAUAAUUAUGGAAUUAAGAUAUUUUUGUAUUGCUUUUCUUAAAAAGCAUCUUUGUAUAAGCUUCUAGCAUCACAAAACGUCCGGCCUCUGCCCCUGGGUGUUUGCUUCAUUAAUUUCAGGCAGGUUAGGUCAAUGUAAGAAGGGAAAGGGGGCAGAUAUUUGAAGACCCAAAACAUAAAUGUAUGUGUUUCCACCUCUCAGAUAUAAUCAGAGAAUUAUUCAUUUGCCCAAAAGGACUUAAGUGGUAGUGGUCAUCCAUCAUUGUAUUUAUCAGGACAGAACCAACUUUGUUAUUAUAAGAUUGCAAAAUCUUUUCAAAUUGCUUUAGUUUUUCUUAGGAAGCCAUGAGUGGGGGGAAAUCACUAACAUGAAAGGCAAAAUAUGGAGUAUGAUUCCUGUGGGGAAAUAAUUUUAUUCUCUCCACCGUGAAAAUAAGUGAAUAAGAGUGAAGCAAAAUUACACCUUUAUGAGAAACCGUAAAAUUGUUUUUUAUUUUUCAGGCCAGACAUAGCUUCCUAAUGAAAGAAAAUGGAAAUGUAAUUCAAUGACUCCUCAAAAGGGAUUUUUGAGGACUUCAUACAAAACUGGGCAUUAAGAAAACCACAAAUGCAUGACCAGGUGCAGUGGCUUAUGCCUGUAAUUCUAGCACGUUGAGAGGCCAAGGCAGGUGGAUCACCUAGAGUCAGGAGUUCAAGACCAGCCUGGCCAACAUGGUGAAACCCCAUCUCUACAAAUAAUAUAAAAAUUAGCCGAGUGUGGUGGUCCAUGCCUGUAAUCCCAGCUACUCGGGAGGCUGAGACAGGAGAAUUGCUUGAACCUAGGAGGUAGAGGUUGCAAUAAGCUGAGACUGUGCCACUGCACUCCAGCCUGGGUAGCAAGAGCAAAACUCAGUCUCAAAAAAAAAAAAAGAGAGCGAGAGAACCACAAUGCAUGCUAAAGACCAGAGGAGCCAGGCGCGGUGGCUCACGCCUGUAAUCCCAGCAGUACUUUGGGAGGCCGAGGCAGGUGGAUCACGAGGUCAAGAGAUCGAGACCAUCCUGGUCAACAUGGUGAAACCCUGUCUCUACUAAAAAUACAAAAAAAAUUAGCUGGGCAUGGUGGUGUGUGCCUGUAAUCCCAGCUACUCAGGAGGCUGAGGCAGGAGAAUUGUCUGAACCCAGGAGGCGGAGGUUGCGGUGAGCCGAGAUCGCACCAUUGCACUCCAGCCUGGGUAACAAGAGCGAAACUCCGUCUCAAAAAAAAAAAAAAGACCAGAGGAGACUGUUCAUAAAACAAAAGCACUCUCACCUGCCAAUGAAUAUGUAGCGUAUGGGGGCGGCGGGGGGGGCAGGGUGUGAGGGUUUGUGGGGCCCCACCACUUGGAAAUACUGCUGUGCCACCUUCCCCACUGACUGUAUACACAGUAAGUGUCUUAUCUUUAAUGUCAUGGACUCUCUGAGCUGCUCCUCAAGAAUUAUUGUAAAUAGGCACUUCACACCAUAAAGUGGGAUUUUUUUGUCCCCCAAACUGACACGUACAAGCGAUAAGAAAAGAGACAAUAUCCAUUUCAUUGACUGAUCAGUUUCCAGAGUAUGAAGGAAUACGCACUGGGUGCCUGCAAGGAUGUCAUCGUCUCUGGGUUUUAUCUGAGAGCAUCACUCAGCAUCUCACACAUAGAUUUCACCAUAUUUUUAAAUGAGCUUUCCUCUUCGGGCUUUCUAAGCAAGUGCUGUUUGCCCGUCGGAAUGACUAACUGCUCCACCUGUGGGUGUCCUUCCUAAUGUGCUACUUUUGUUCUGUAUAAUUCACACCACCUCAUUCCCAAAAGUACUUCCUGUGGCUAAGAAAAAUAUGUUCAAUAAGAUUUAGGAUAGACAAAUCUGUAUAAAAAUAAAAAGUGGUACAGUUAUAAAACAAGACUGUAGAGAAAGUUGUUGCAAAAAUUGCAUGCAGUAAAAUCCCGCACCAUUAGUAAAAGUAAGGUCAGCUGCAAGUUCAGUGCAGGGCUUCCUAGCAGCCAUGUUUAGCAAAGUGUGACUGUUUUUUGUUUUUUGAGAUGGACUCUUGCUCUGUCACCCAGGCUGGCGUGCAGUGGCAUGAUCUCAGAUCACUGCAACCUCUGCUUCCUGGGUUCAAGUGAUUUUCCUGUCUCAGUCUCACUAGUAGCUGGGAUUACAGGCACGCGCCACCAUACUUGGCUAAUUUUUUUAUUUUUAGUAGAGAUAGGGUUUCACCGUUGGUCUGGCUGAUCUUGAACUCCUGACCUGUUUGUGUGUGUGUGUGUGUGUGUGUGUGUUUAAAUAAAAACAAGCAAAGAUUUGGAAGAAAAUGCUUUAGGCCUAACUUUACAAUUAUUAUAACAUGAGAUGUUCCAGGGUCCUUGAAUAAAUGCUAAGUUUGACUUAGGGAAAUGAUUCCAAGGGACCAAGAAUUGGUAGAAAUAAUUUCAAGGCAGAGAAGACCAAUUCUACAGGCCAGGUUUGGUGGCUCAUGCCUAUAAUCCCAGCAUUUUGGGAGGCCAAGGCGGGUGGUUUUCUUAAUGUUCAGUUUUGUAUGAUCACUUGAGGUCAGGAGUUCAAGACCAGCCUGGCCAACAUGGUGAAACCCCAUCUCUACUAAAAAUACAAAAACUUAGUCUGGCGUGGUGGUGGUAGGCAUUGCAAUACCAGUUACUCGGGAGGCUGAAGCAGGAGAAUGGCUUGAACCUGGGAGGUGGAGGUUGCAGUGAGCUGAGAUUGUGCCAUUGCACUCCAGCCUAGGCAACAAGAGGGAAACUUUGUCUUAAAAAAAAAAAAGACUGGCCAGGCGCGGUGGCUCAAGCCUGUAAUCCCAACACUUUGGGAGGCCGAGGUGGGUGGAUCACGAGGUCCAGACCAUCCUGGUCAACAUGGUGAAACCCCAUCUCUACUAAAAAUACAAAAAAAAUUAGCUGGGCAUGGUGGCGCGUGCCUGUAAUCCCAGCUACUCAGGAGGCUGAGGCAGGAGAAUUGCCUGAACCCAGGAGGCGGAGGUUGCGGUGAGCCGAGAUUGCUCCAUUGCACUCCAGCCUGGGUAACAAGAGCGAAACUCCGUCUAAAAAAAAAAAAACAAAAAAACUAAUUCUAGAAUAUUCAUGACCCUGUGACCAGAGAAACUGCCUGUACGGAAGCCAGAGUCAAAGCAGCCACCUGUAACCUGAAAAUGAAAUGCAGACCCAGCCAUCUGUGGGCCUCCCUCAGCAGGAUGACCAUUCUAAGACUAAAUGACAGGCCUUUGAGUUUGAUGCUACAAUUCCAUCCAAAUGCGCAGUUCGGUUUCUGCCUUAGGGAAAGGCAUUCUCCCCUUUUUGAAAUAUCUGUUUCAAAGAUAACUUGUGCUCUGGUUUUCUUUUAUCCAAAGGAGAGAAUCAACAUGCUAAUUUAAAGGUUAACAUCAUUUUAAUUCAAAGAAUUUAGUUUCCAUUCCAUAUUUAAUGCUGAAGACAAAUCUGCUAGGUGCUGGGGGGGAAUAAAAAGAAAUGCACCCCAUUGAUUUCAGAGUAUCUCAUCACAUGGGUUAUGCAUGCUGCCACUUAACUGCCAUUAACAUAGGUAGUUAAGCACUGAUUAAACCUAAGUGGACUCAGAGAAAAAGAUAUUGGGAAAGAUAAUAUGAUAUUGUGGUCUAUGCUGAAUAAUGUUAGCUGUGUUUCAGUAACAGAGUUGGGUAAUAUUGGACAAGUAGAUGAAACCUUAGCAGUGCUGGGCGUGGUGGCUCAUGCCUGUAAUCCCAGCACUUUGGGAGGCUGAGGCAGGCAGAUCGCCUGAGAUCAGGAGUUCAAGACCAGCAUAGCCAACAUGAGGAAACCCCAUCUCUACUCAGAAUACAAAAAUUAGCCAGGUGUGGUGGCUGUAAUCCCAGCUACUUGGGAGGCUGAGGCAGGAGAUUUGCUUGAACCCCAGAGGCGGAGGUUGCAGUGAGCUGAGAUGGUGCUACUGCACUUCAGCCUGGGUGACAGAGCAAGACUCCAUCUCAAAAAAAAAAGAAGAAGAAAAACUUCAGUGGGGUUCAUACCAUAGCUUGGCAGAAUCUAGAAGGCAGAAGGACACUGGAAAAUAAAAUGGCACACAGAGAGGAACGUGGGCUAGGUGAUGGGGCUUCUAGACCUGGCAAUGAACUGGAAUCUAUCUGCUUACACAAAUGUAACCUUCUCUCCAUGACGGAAUACAAAUGUUUCUUGCUGAAACUCGUAGCCCUAGCUGCCCUAAAUGAGAAGCACCGUGCUAGAAAAGUGCACAGGCUGAUCGCAGAGACUGGUGGGAAGCAAAGGGCUGUCAAAAUACAUGUUCUGGGCUAGGGGUGGUGGCUCACAUCUGUAAUCCCAGCACUUUGGGAGGCUGAGGCAGGGGAAUCGCUUGAACCCAGGAGUUUGAGGCCAGCCUGGGCAAUGCAGUGAGACCCUGUCUCUUUAAAAAAAAAAAAAGAAAGAAAGAAAAAGAGAAAGAAAGAGAAAAAAAUCCAUAUUCCUGAUCAGCUCCGAAUAUGACUAUUCAAUGGAGAGAGUAAAAUUACAGUGGAAGGCACACAUGAUCUUUGACCUUGCUAAAGAAAGGUGCGUAAAAGGAUAGCAGACAUAAUGCUCAUCUUAGGUUACCUGUUGAUUUUAAAACAACCAAAAAAAAAAACUCCAUAAAAAAAUAAGUAAAAUAUAAAAACAAAUUAAUGUUUUAUAGACCCUCGGGAAAAGAAUUUUCAGCAAAGUACAAAAAUUUAAAGCAUUCCUUUCUUUAAUUUGUAAUUCUUUACUGUGGAACAGCUCAAAUAUCAGUUCUGUUUUAGGUAAUGGAAAUGAUAACUGGGCAAGGAAACGUAAUUUGGAUUGUAAAAUUCUUGCUCUAAUAAAAAUUCCUUAAACAGUUGAAAAAAGAAGAAAAGAGAGAAAGUGGCAAGAGAAUCAUCAAAAGUUUCCAUAGAUGGUUGGGAAGAUCUGAUUGGCGUUUCCAACACGUGUGUCAUUCUAAGAAUCCCAAAGCUGGCAAGCCAAGCAGUGGAACUUACUGUAACGACAACCAAUCUUGUCUCAUCCACGUUUUUGCCAGUUUCAAAAACAUUGAAUUUCCCAUCAAAUGUUCUAUCAGAGUAAACCUUUACCUAACUACUUAUUUUGCUUUUAAUAUGUGAAUUUCUGGGAACAUUCUCAUGGGCAGAGUCUCUUUCCUUUUUUUUUUUUGAGAUAGAGUUUCUCCCUCUCGCCCAAGCUGGAGUGCAGUGGCAGGAUUUCAGCUCACUGUAACCUCUGCCUUCCGAUUUCAAGCGAUUCUCCUGCCUCAGCCUCCUGCGUAGCUGGGAUCACCAAAUUUGUACAAUGGGUGCAUGCCAACAUGCCUGGCUAAUUUUUGUAUUUUUAGUAGAGAUGGAGUUUCACCAUGUUGGCCAGGAUGGUCUUGAACUCCUGACCUCGUGAUCCUCCCACCUCGGCCUCCCUAAGUGCUGGGAUUAUAGGCAUGAGCCACUGCACCUGGCCCAGAGUCUCUAAUUUGUUUUCCAGCAGCUCAUCUAGCAAGUAGGCACCAGGGACUGUAUUCUGCUUACAGCUGAAGAGCUUCUGUAGCUCCUGUUAUCCAAGUCGGUGAAGUAUUAAGGUUGAGAAUGAUGGCUCAAGGACAAGAUUUCACACCUCUCACCCCCACUGCCACUUUCAAGAAUGAUCCACCACCUCCCCUUAACUCAGCAGCAACUGAACAUGGGGAGGGGGCAGGGGGUAAUCAUUUUCUCCUUUAGAUGUCUCAGGUUGUAUGUUAUCUGGAUUCUGCUUAAAAACAGAGCUAAAUAGUAACCAAGACUGAACCGGGCUGACCAUAAAGUGAUAUUGAUUCUCCUAAGAUUAAAAGCGAGCAUAAGAUCAUUAAAAUGAAAUGGUGUGGCUUCAAAACGCAGCUCACUAAACAUCUGCCUCCUGGUGGACAAAGAUUUUAGGCAUGAGAGUUGACACAGAGACUCAACUUCAGGUGGAUAAGAAAGAGUUUAAGUAGAGAAGUAGGGAGGCUUGUCUUUUUUUUUUUCUUUUUUCUUUCUUUUCUUUUGAGAUGAAAUCUUGCUCUGUUGCCCAGGCUGGAGUGCAGUGGCAUGAUCUCGGCUCACUGCAACCUCUGACCCUGGGUUCAAGUGAUUCUCCUGCCUCCCCCUCCCAAGUAGCUGGAAUUACAGGCAUGUGCCUCCAUACCCAGCUAAUUUUUGUAUUUUUAGUGGAGAUGACGUUUUGCCGUGUUGGCAAGGCAGGUCUCGAACUCCUGACCUCAGGUGAUCAACCCACCUCAGCGUCCCAAAGUGCUGGGAUUACAGGCAUGAGCCACCACACUCAGCCAAUUUUUCAUCAUCUCUCUCUUUCCUGGCAUUAUUGAAGGGACAGACUGGUUGGGGCGGGGGGCGGGGAAAGAACACCUCUUUGCUUAGAUAUUGGCGCCUAGUGGGGACACUAAGUUCAUUUCCUGAUCCUACCAGGCCUGGAAGCAGCAAAGGAAUGUCCUGAUUAGAGAUAAAAUUGUCCUAUCCUUUUAGAAAAGCCUGUUGCUGGGGGCAGUGGCUCAAGCCUGUAAUCCCAGCACUUUGGGAAGCCGAGGCGGGUGGAUCACGAGGUCAAGAGAUUGAGACCAUCCUGGUCAACAAGGUGAACCCCCGUCUCUACUAAAAAUACAAAAAAUUAGCUGGGCAUGGUGGCGCAUGCCUAUAAUCCCAGCUACUCAGGAGGCUGAGGCAGGAGAAUUGCCUGAACCCAGGAGGCGGAGGUUGCAGUGAGCCAAGAUCGUGCCAUUGCACUCCAGCCUGGGUAACAAGAGCAAAACUCCAUCUCAAAAAAUAAAUAAAUAAAAAGAAAAGCCUGUUAAGCAAUAUGAUGCAAGGCCACCUUUGAUGAAAUCUGAAAGGACACCCUACAGCCUUGUCCACUCCAAUUAUUCAGUGACAGGGCCUCCAGUUGCUUAAGCCAUAGAGAAGGUCCCUUUGCAGUGGGAGUCCCUGAAGAGAUAAUGGGAAGCCCAGGAUGAACCCAGUCCUAAGGGCUGCUGGGGGCUAUCCAAUAAGACUGUUUUAGCCCUGGACACAGAGGGAGACACAGUCAUUCCAGGUCCUUACAAAGAAUACAUUGCCAAGCCACCAGUACAAGGACCCCAAAGGAUAUCUGCUAGUCUCAAGAGAGGAAGACCCACCACCAACUCUCUGGGACUAUCUGUCAACUCAACAGGUGCAGCUAGGGACCUCUUCCUCUUCCCUCCCAGGAAGCUGUGCUAUCAGUUCCUGGGAGGGUUCGUGUUCCCACAUAAGGGGAUACGUUCAUUGCUGAGUAUGCUGACAUCUUUCUCAUGGGUAUGAUUUUUAAACAAGAAACUUAAAUGGUUCUCAUGUAAUAUAACUGAUAUGCUUUGGCUGUGUCCUCACCCAAAUCUCAUCCUGAACUGCAGCUCCCAUAAGCCCCAUGUGUUGUGGGAGGGACCCAAUGGGAGGUAAUUGAAUCAUGGAAACGGUCACCUCCACACUGUUCUGGUGAUAGUGAGUGAGUUCUCACAGGAUCUGAUGGUUUCAUAAGGGGCUUUCCUCCUGCUUUGCUCUGCACUUCUCCUUGCUGCUGUCAUGUGAAGAAGGACGUGUUUGCUUCCUCUUCUGCCAUGAUUGUAAGUUUCCUGAGGCCUCCCCAGCCUUGCAGAACUCUGAGUCAAUUAAAACUCUUUCCUUUAUAAACUA
Callithrix jacchus (white-tufted-ear marmoset) is the source of this 10133-nucleotide messenger RNA. It is a transcript of the gene SSTR2, whose product is annotated as somatostatin receptor 2. NCBI's taxonomy places the organism in Eukaryota, Metazoa, Chordata, Mammalia, Primates, Cebidae. Gene Ontology annotation, molecular function: somatostatin receptor activity; neuropeptide binding. Gene Ontology annotation, cellular component: neuron projection; plasma membrane. The record is from RefSeq and is a predicted model, not a curated record. Gene Ontology annotation, biological process: neuropeptide signaling pathway; cellular response to estradiol stimulus; cellular response to glucocorticoid stimulus.